AUGGGGAGAAGGAGAGCACGAAGUGGAGUCGGAAGGGGGGGUUAUGUGGGGAAGAAAAGGGGGAAGAAAGGGAGAGGGAGAGGGAAGAAGAAGCGGCGAUUGCCAAACGAGAAGCUGCGGAAGCAGCAUGAGGAGGAGGCGCGGCAUAGAGUGAGAGGAGAGGGGACAGGAGGAGGGGGAGGAGAGGGGGAGGGGGGUGAAUACGCUGAACGGAUAAGCAGUGGUGGUAGUUUUCACGGCCCUGGGGGGGAGGUCUGGGGAGCGGAUGACUAUGGGGGGAAGGGGGGGUUUGGUGGAGGGGGAGAGGAGGUGGGUUUGGAGAGUGUGAGAGAGGAGGAUUUGGAGGGGGAGAGUGAGGAGGAGAAGGAGGAGAGGAGAGUCUUGGAGGAGGAUGGGUUGCCGCCUCUGGAGGAGGGGAGUGGGGGAGUGUGGAGUGAGAAGGAGAGACGGCUGGCUUUGAACCGAGGGCGGUAUCUGAUGGCCGUGGUGACAGGGGGACUUAACCAGAUGCGGCUGCAGAUAGGGAACGCGGUGGUCAUUGCUCGCAUUCUCAGGGCCGUGCUGGUGGUUCCGGUGCUGCAAGAAAACAACAUCUGGCACGACAGGAGUGAGUUCUCAGAGAUCUUUGACGUGCCUCACUUCCAGCGGGUGUUACGGAGCGAGGUGAGGGUGGUAACAACCCUGCCGCCCCACUACCUGCGGGCCGCACCUGACGAGAAGCUUCCUCCCACUGGCUCCACACCGGAAUGGAUCAUUUCACACCUCCUUCCACCUAAGCUCGUGUCCCGGAUGGCUGCAUCUGGGCCGUUCAUUGCGCUGCAUCUACGGCUGGAGCCAGAUGUGUGGAUCCGGACCGGAUGCUACCCGAGGCUCGGGCCGGAGCUAGAUGCUGCGGUGGAUCGGGAGAGGGUGGGUCGGCCAGACCUGCUGACAGGGCGGCUGAAUCUGACCGCUGAGGAGAGAUUUGCAGCAGGGCUUUGCCCUUUGACUGCUGACGUCAUCGUGCGUCUUCUCAAGUCGUUCGGAGCAACCAAUCGCACGCGGGUGUUCUGGGCGGGGGCGGAGCCAAUGGGAGGCGCACAGCUGGCAUUGGCACCCCUCUGGAUGUCCUUCUCUGUGGUGCACAGCAAGGAGAGCCUCGCGCUGCCGGGGGAGCUGGAGGUGUUUGCACGGCAGGCCAACAUGCUGGCUGCUCUGGACUUCAUCCUCUGUGCGGGCAGCAAUGUGUUCAUGCCGUCGCACGGGGGGAACAUGGCCCAUGUCAUUCAGGCGAACGUACUGGCAGCGCUGAAAUUCAUUAUUUGUGCGAGCAGCCAUGUGUUCAUGCCGUCGCACGGGGGGAACGUGGCACAUAUGAUUCAGGUAUAG
Molecule: messenger RNA, 1368 nt
Organism: Closterium sp. NIES-65
Lineage: Eukaryota; Viridiplantae; Streptophyta; Zygnematophyceae; Desmidiales; Closteriaceae
Source: the annotation of a GenBank genome assembly